Messenger RNA from Effrenium voratum, 1503 nucleotides. Lineage: Eukaryota; Dinophyceae; Suessiales; Symbiodiniaceae. The record is from the annotation of a GenBank genome assembly.
AUGGCAUUGCUCUUUGUGAAGACUGGUGAGAACAUUAAGCCAGUGGUGCUUAAGUCCGGCAGUGUGGUGUCGGCAAACCACUUGGAUGUGUGCGAGGCAUCUUCAUCGGAGGAGAUGAAGAGUGUGCUAAUGGGCUUGAAGAAAGAUGAGUUGCAUGACACUUUGAGCAUGUUGGGCUUGCGUGUCAAUCGCAAAAGCAUGACCAAGUCUGACAUCGUUGAGAUGAUUGUCUCUACUCACCACCAGCAGGUCGUCGCCAGAGCCAAUGCAAGAAAUGUCAUUGAUGCCCCUGCCAGCAGUUCGGAAGCACCUGCUACUCCAAGCCUUGCGAAGAGCCUUUCCUUGCGGGUGAAUGUCAUUGACAAGAGGGACACCCCCAACUCGCUGGACGGUGAUUCCUUUGAGAUUGACAUUGAGAACCAUGUGUCAAUUGAAACACUUGGAUUGUCAAUUCUUGAAGGGCUACGCACUGGAGACUACAACUUCAAGCGCCUUCUGUGCCACAAGGGGAAGUAUCUCACAGUGAGUAUGCAGUCGCUGGCAUCAAUCGGCAUGCAGGAUAAUGACAUCGUUGUGAUUGAGUUGCUCAAUCCUGAUGACCAGUUCUUUGUCAAGGUCAUGACAGGCGAAAUUGCUUCCAAGUCCAACAAGGGCGACUCUUUGGAGGAUGAGACCAGCAAGAGUGAAGCCGAGAGUGUGAGCAUCAGUGACUUCAUCCAGUUGGAUGAGGAUGGUGAGUAUCAGUUUGACAAGGCUUACCUUUGUGACCCCGGUGACUUUGACGAGGUCGAUGAGUAUGGACUCAAGAUUUGCCUGUCAGAGUAUCGUGGACGCAAACUCUUUGACAUUCAGGCAGAUGUGAAUGGCAAGGUUUCGGCAUUGAAGUCCAACAUCUGCAAACACAUCGCCGAGAAACAGCCCAACAACAAGAAGGUGCUGACAGAAGAUGACUUCUACUUGCUGACAGGCGACGUGGCUAUGGACGUCUACAAGAGCAUCAAAGAUUACAUGGAAGAGGACAGUGUGGAAAUGCAUGUGACAUUGCAUCUCCGUCUCCGCGGUGGUGGCAAAAUGGCAGUGAAGAAGCACAUGGUCAAGUUGAGCGGUUCAUCAACUACGACGGUGGCGGUGACUGACAUGGACGACUUCAAGAAGGCUUAUGACACUUGUUUGGAAAUCACCAAAGCCACUUGCAUCAACUUUGAGCAGGUCUUGAAGAUGGCAAGCGAGAAGAGCCUUCUUGACAUGAAGGAGUUUCUGAAGACAAAGUCCACUACAACCAUGAAGGUGCAUGGGCUAUGCGAGCACAUGGACUACUACAAGGUCAUCCACUCUUUGCAAGAGAAAUUGAUUUCAUCAACUGAAGCCCUUCGCACCUUGACCAAAAAGGACUUGGAUGAGCGCUACGGACACGACAUUGACAAAAUCAAAGAGGCAGUGAGCAAUGCUCAUGCUGUCAAGUUGGCAUUGGCACAGUUGCAGAAUGUGCAGAUGUCCGACUAG